Molecule: messenger RNA, 2751 nt
Organism: Thlaspi arvense
Lineage: Eukaryota; Viridiplantae; Streptophyta; Magnoliopsida; Brassicales; Brassicaceae
Source: the annotation of a GenBank genome assembly
AUGAAAAUAGAUCGCAUUGAGGAAUUAGAGUUUGGAUUCUCCAAAUAUAGCUCCAAUUUGAACCCUUUAUUAGUUGGUCUCACCCUUAUCAGAGGAGCUGAUUCAGGAGCUGUUUGUUUGGAUGGAACAUUGCCUGGAUAUCACUUGCACCGUGGACAUGGCUCUGGAGCUAAUAGCUGGCUCAUUCAAUUGGAGGGAGGAGGUUGGUGCAACAACGUCAGGACCUGUGUAUACCGGAAGAAGACUCGACGUGGAUCCUCUAACUAUAUGGAGAAGCAGCUCCAGUUCACAGGAAUACUGAGUGAUAAAGCUCAAGAAAACCCAGACUUCUUCAACUGGAAUAGAGUUAAGCUCCGUUACUGCGAUGGUGCUUCUUUCAGUGGAGAUGGUCAGAAUCAGGCUGCACAGCUUCAGUUCAGAGGAGAGCGUAUCUGGAGAGCAGCGAUAGAUGAUUUGAAGGCGAAAGGAAUGCGAUAUGCUAACCAGGCACUUCUCUCUGGAUGCUCAGCUGGUGGCUUAGCAGCAAUUUUACGCUGCGAUGAGUUUAGGAACUUGUUCCCUGGAUCCACCAAAGUCAAGUGCCUGAGUGAUGCAGGCUUGUUCUUGGACACAGCUGAUGUUUCUGGUGGCCGCACGAUCAGGAACUUAUACAAUGGUGUAGUAGAAUUUCAGAGUGUGAAGAACAACCUUCCUCGUAUGUGCACAAACCAUAUGGAUCCAACCUCGUGUUUCUUCCCGCAAAAUCUGAUCAGUCAGAUGAAAACUCCGCUUUUUAUUGUCAACGCAGCAUAUGAUACAUGGCAGAUUCAAAGCAGUAUAGCUCCAACAUCAGCGGACCCUAGUGGAUUUUGGCAUGACUGCAGACUAAACCAUGAAAAAUGUACCCCUGCACAAAUGCGUUUCUUGCAAGGAUUCAGGGAUCAGAUGCUGAGAGUAGUGAGGGGAUUCUCAAUGUCUAGACAGAAUGGAUUGUUCAUCAAUUCUUGCUUUGCUCAUUGCCAAACCGAGAGGCAAGACACUUGGUUCGCCGAUGAUUCUCCUGUAAUCAGGAAAAAGGCGGUGGCUAUAGCCGUGGGAGAUUGGUAUUUCGAUAGAGCGGAGGUGAAGUUAGUUGAUUGCCCGUACCCGUGUGACAAGAGCUGCCACAACUUGAUAAUGGAUAGGAAUAAUAACAAUAAAAUAGUGAAGGAUAAAGAAAUUCCUUCUGAAUCUUCUUUCAUGGCUUCUGAUUCUCAGACCGCAACUGCUACUACAUCUGAAAAGCCAUUGGAGAACAAGGUGAACGAGGAAGCAAAGUUGAUGGAAAAAGAGAUUGUUUUGCCGGAAACUGCGGAUGUGGUGGAAGAUGAAUCGGUUUCAGAUUCAAACCUGACGGUUACGAAGGAGGAACAAAUUGAUCAAACUCCUGCUGGUGAACCGGAGAAAGAACCACCUGCGGUUGUGAAAGAGGUUGCAGCAGUUGUGAAAGCAGAGGAAUCUACAGAGAAGGGGAAAGAUGAAAGUGGUGAGAAGGUAGCUGAACAAGCGGAACUCAAAGAACCAACCCUUGUGAAAGAGGUUGUUGAAGAGGUUAACGCUGAAGCUGCUGAUGAGGAGAAAUCAGAAGAGAGGAAAGAUGAAGAUGGUGAGAAGAAGGUAGCUGAACAAGUGGAACUUAAAGAACCAACCCAGUUUAUUGAAGAGGUUAAUGCUAAAGUUGUUGGUGAGGAGAAAACAGAAGAGGGGAAAGAUGAAAAUGGUGAGAAGAUUGUAGCUGAACAAGUGGAACUUAAAGAAGCAACCCCUGUGAAAGAGAGCGUUGAAUCUGUUGGUGAGGAGAAAGCAGAAGAGAAGCAAAUCGUGGAGAGGGUUGUUGAAGAAGACAGUAAGGAUAAGGAGGAGACAAAAGUGGUUGAUGUUUCUGAGUCAACAGAUGAAGCCGGAGGCAAAAUGGUGGAAGUUGAACCAGUUGAUGUUCAACUUGUUAGAGAAGUAUCUGCAGAGACUGUAGACGAAAAAAUCAAAGAUGCUGAUGUUUUUGAAGUCAAGCCAAAUCCAGAGGCUUCUGAAAAAGUUACGCAACCUGAGAAAACAAAGGAAUUGGCACCAGAAGCUGAAGUAGUAAAGGCAGAGGAAACACCUGAAACAAAAGAAGAAGCGAAGGUUGAGCUUGAGGAGAGAAUUGUUGAGACCGGUAUCAAUCUCAAGGAGGAAAAGACUUCUGAGUCUGCUGUACCGACAAACCAAGAUUCAGACACAAACACCACGAAGGAGGCUGAAGGGGACAUUUCUUCUCCUGUUGAUGUCAUUGAAAAGGCCAUUACUGAAGAGAAGCAUGUAGUGGUAGAACCAUCAAAGGAUGAAAAAGAGAAUGGGAGUGAAGCGAAAGAUGUCGUAACUAAACUACCCACAGAAGAUGAGAACGUCAAGAAAGAUACUGAAGCACCUCCUGCAGAUGAUAAGAGCGAAGAGACAGUGAAAGAAACUGAUACAGAAUCAAGAGAUAAAGAAACUGAAGCAAACAAACAGGAGGAGUCAAUUACAGAGAAAGCAGCAGAGGUUGUGGAAACAGCAACUGUUGCUAAAGAGAGCGAUGAGCCGAAACAAGAACCAGAAGUCACAACCAAAGAAGUUGUUGUUAAGCAAAAACAUUCAAACAGCAUUAUGUCAAAGGUGAAGCAAUCUCUUGUUAAGGCAAAGAAAGCAAUCAUUGGAAAAUCUCCAAGCUCCAAGACUAUCUCUACGGAAGAAUCUAAAGAAGAAGUCAAAGUC